AUGUCCCAGGUGGAGAAGGCGCAGAAGCUGCUCAAGGAUGCAGAGAUAGCACAGCUGCAUACCAAGACCGACGCUUCCAUCAAGGAUGCGCAGGAAGCUGCCGACAUAUUCAAGGGCCUCGGGGAUCACGCGAAGACCGCCGAAGCCUUGCGAAUCCUAAUUGCCGGCAAGCUCAGGAAAGCGGACGGCCAAAGGCCGACGGAAGCGUUGGAUACCGUGAACAAGGAGUUGACGAGAUUUCAGGAGCUGGGCAGCAGGAUAGGAGAGGCGUCCAUGAUGCUGUCGCUGGCGGAAAUCAACACGGAUCGGAGAGGGACGAGGAAGCGAGAGGAGUCGCUGCAGAUGGGCUUAGACGCCUUGGACAUCUUCCGCGAGUUGGGCGACAAGCGUCUACAGGUUGCCGCACUGCAGCAUCUCUCGAACGUCCACAUCAAGUUCUGCGACAAGGGUUGCGCUGGCAAGAGCGGAAGAGAGGCCACCAGGUUUGCGCAGGAGGCGCUGGCCCUAGCUCGCACUCUGGAGGGCAACCCCAUGCAAGACAAGCUCUACGAAGCGUCCGCGCUCCACAACGUGGCGGUGGGAAAGUGGUAUAGCGAAUGCCCCUUCAAGGAUGGCCUGAAGCCCGCGAAGGAUGCGCUGCAGAUCUUCCGGGAGCUAGGCCUGAAGAAGUUCCAGGCGGCACAGCUGCACUCCAUAGCAGACUGGCACCAACGCCGAGGCAUCGGCAAGCAGGGCCUACCUUUCGCCGAGGAGUCCUUGAAGAUCUUUCAGGAGAUCGACUCUGGCAAGGCCCGGUCGGAGAUGGAUUCGGUCUAA
Messenger RNA from Symbiodinium natans, 816 nucleotides. The record is from the annotation of a GenBank genome assembly. Lineage: Eukaryota; Dinophyceae; Suessiales; Symbiodiniaceae.